AUACAGUCAGCUGGACGUCGGCUCCGUGUCGGUGACUGCUGCUGAAGGUGGUGGCGAUGGAUGGAAACCUGAACGUCGUUCAUCAGAACAGUGUGCAGUUUGACCAGGAGCUGCCAGAGUUCAGGACUCAGGGAGGAGUCCACAUCCAUGCUGACGGGCUGACGGUCACCUCUCCUGUGCUGAUGUGGGUCAAGGCUCUGGACCUGCUGCUGGACAAGCUGAAGAGGGCGGGGCUUGACUUCUCCCGCGUCAGAGCGCUGUCAGGCAGCGGCCAGCAACACGGCAGUGUGUACUGGAGGAGAGGAGCGUCCGAGACUCUGAAACAGCUGGACCCGGACCAGAACCUGCACCAGCUGCUGCAGGGCAGCUUCUCGGUGUCCGACUGUCCCGUGUGGAUGGACUCCAGCAGCACUCAGCAGUGUCUGGACCUGCAGGCAGCAGCGGGGGGGCCCCUGAGACUGGCAGAGAUCACCGGAUCCAGAGCCUACGAGCGUUUCACAGGAAACCAGAUCGCCAAGCUGAGGCUGACCCGAGCGGAGCAGUUCCAGGAGACCGAGAGGAUCUCGUUGGUCAGCAGCUUCGCAGCUUCGCUCUUCCUCGGUGGUUACGCCGCCAUCGACUACAGUGACGGUUCAGGGAUGAAUCUGUUGGACAUCAGGACCAGGAACUGGUCUGAGGUCUGCCUGGAAGCCACCGCUCCUCAUCUGGGCCGGCUGCUGGGAGCGCCGCUUCCCUCCACAUCUGUACUGGGCCCCGUCUCCUCCUACUUUGUGCAGCGAUGCGGUUUCUCUGAGAGCUGCAGGGUGGUGGCUUUCACCGGAGACAACCCAGCGUCUCUGGCAGGAAUGAGGCUCCAGCGGGGAGACACGGCUGUGUCCCUCGGCACCAGCGACACGCUCUUCCUGUGGAUCCGGCGGCCUCGCCCGGCGCCGGAGGGGCACAUCUUCUGCAACCCCGUCGACCGGCGGGCCUACAUGGCUCUGCUGUGCUUCAAGAACGGCUCUCUGACGAGGGAACGCAUCAGGAACGAGUGUGCUGGAGGAUCAUGGGAAGGGUUUUCUGCCGCCUUGAGG
Molecule: messenger RNA, 1073 nt
Organism: Micropterus dolomieu (smallmouth bass)
Lineage: Eukaryota; Metazoa; Chordata; Actinopteri; Centrarchiformes; Centrarchidae
Gene: xylb
Product: xylulokinase homolog (H. influenzae)
Exons: 13
Biological process (GO): xylulose metabolic process
Cellular component (GO): cytosol
Molecular function (GO): D-xylulokinase activity
Source: RefSeq, a predicted model, not a curated record